Molecule: messenger RNA, 1222 nt
Organism: Nicotiana tabacum (common tobacco)
Lineage: Eukaryota; Viridiplantae; Streptophyta; Magnoliopsida; Solanales; Solanaceae
Product: protein TORNADO 2
Biological process (GO): auxin-activated signaling pathway
Cellular component (GO): membrane
Source: RefSeq, a predicted model, not a curated record
UCAUUAAUCCAAGGUAAGGAACAAAAAGUAACUUACCCUAGAUAUCAAGUUCUCUUAUCUUCUACAGUAUCCAUCUCUCCCAAUCUUUCAAAUUCCUUUCUCAAAAUCUUUAGAGAACGAAAAAAACAAGCAAGAAAGAAAAUGGCAUUAAGUAAUAAUGUCAUAGGGUGCAUCAACUUUGUAGCCAUGCUAUUGUCAAUUCCAGUGAUUGGUGCUGGAAUUUGGCUAGCAAUGGAGACUGACAACUCUUGUGUCAAGAUUCUACAAUGGCCAGUUAUUAUCUUAGGAGUUGUCAUUUUAGUUGUCGCUCUUGCUGGUUUUAUUGGAGGGUUUUGGAGGAUUCCAGCACUGCUCAUUUUCUACCUCAUUGCUAUGCUCAUUCUCAUAGUUUUGCUUGCAUGUUUGGUAGUUUUUAUUUACAUGGUCACUAUUAGAGGUUCAGGCCAUAUGGAACCAAGUAGGGCUUAUUUGGAAUACCAUCUUGAUGACUAUUCGGGCUGGAUUAGAAGGAGAGUUCAAACUUCUUACAAAUGGGAUAGAAUAAGAAGUUGCCUUAGCUCCACAACAAUGUGUGCUCAGUUGAAUCAAAGUUAUCGCAUGGCUCAAGAUUUCUUUAAUGCUCCUCUUAGCCCUUUGCAGUCAGGGUGCUGUAAGCCACCAACACAAUGUGGGUACACAUUUGUGAACCCAACAUAUUGGAUUAGCCCUAUAAACAAUGUUGCAGAUAUGGAUUGCUUGCAAUGGAACAAUGAUCAAACACAACUUUGCUACUCUUGUGAUUCUUGCAAAGCUGGAUUGUUAGCUAAUUUGAAGAAAGAAUGGAGGAGGGCAGAUAUAAUUCUGCUGAUAACUCUUGUUGGAUUGAUUUGGGUUUAUUUAAUUGGGUGCUGUGCUUUUAGAAAUGCCAAAACUGAAGAAAUAUUCCGCAAGUACAAGCAAGGUUAUGCCGAUACUUAAGCUGAAUUAAUUAAAAGAGACCGAUUUAGGGUUUUGAGUAGGUGAAUUCAGAAUUAGCCUCAUCAUAUGUAAUGUAUACUAUCUAAGGAUUUUUUGCAUUAGUAUUUAAAAUGCAAGCGGGUUAUUUAAGUUUGAUGUAUUAGAAUAAUAGCUAGUGAAAUAUGUGAAACUUCUAUUGUGUGAUUUUAGUUCUGUAUUGAGUUUGUAAAACAUGAAAAGAUUGGAUAUUGGGACUAACUAAUUAAGAUUUUUCAUGUUGUGAAAA